AAACGCGUGGCGUGCGGGGCCCUGUGCUGGGCAGCCGCCUGGCAGCAGUGGAGGCUGGAGCAGAGCACCCUGCACGCGGGCCAGCGCCAGCAGCAGGCCCUGAGGUGGUGUCUGAAGGGAGCCCAGGGUCCCCACUCUCCUCUCCGGGGGAGCACAGAUAUGACCACCUUCCGGAAUCAUCUCCCUUUGACCAAGGCCAGCCAGGCCCCGGAAGAAGAAAGUGGGGAGCAGCUCCUGCCCCCUACUUCAAAACAGCAGCACGGGGAGGCCUCUCUGCAGGCCACCUUGCUGGGUCUGGCAGCCCUAAACCAGGCCUACCCAGCAGCGCUGGCCCCGGGGAGCACAGCCUGUGUGACCCCUGCCUCCCCCUGGCCCCACCCUCUCCCCUGGCCCUGGCACGCCCUCAGCCAGGGUAGCUCCCCUGGAGCCAAGGACCCCGGGGCCCUGCUGCUGGAGGCACUGAGGUCCCCAGGGCUGCGGGCACUGGAAGCCAGGACGGCCGUCGAACUCCUGGACGUUUUCUCGGGCCUGGAAGCCGAUGGUGAAGAGCUGGCUGAGGCAAUAGCUGCUGGGAACCCAGGAGCACCUCUCCCCACACGGGCAGCUGAGCUGCGGGAAGCCCUCGAGCAGGGACCCCGAGGACUGGCCCUGCGGCUCUGGCCAAAGCUGCAGGUGGUGGUGACUCUGGACGCCGGGGGCCAGGGCGAGGCUGUGGCUGCCCUGGAGGCCUUGUGGUGCCAAGGGGUAGCCUUCUUCUCACCUGCUUAUGCUGCCUCUGGAGGGGCGGUGGGCCUGAACCUGUGGCCAGAGCAGCCCGCUGGGCUCUACCUCCUCCCCCCUGGUGCUCCCGUGAUUGAGCUGCUCCCAGUCCAGGAGGGAGGCCAGGAAGAGGCUGCCACCACUAUCCUGUUGGCCGAGGCCCAGAAGGGCCAGGAAUACGAGCUGGUGUUAACUGAUCAGGCCAGCCUUACCAGAUGCCGCCUGGGUGACGUGGUUCGGGUAGUUGGUGCCUACAAUCAGUGCCCAGUCGUCAGGUUCAUCUGCAGGCUGGGCCAGUCCCUGAGUGUUCGAGGAGAAGACAUUGGCGAGGACAUGUUCUCUGAGGCCCUGGGCCGGGCGGUGGGGCAGUGGCCAGGGGCCAAGCUGUUGGACCAUGUCUGUGUGGAGAGCAGCAUUCUGGAUUCCUCCGGGGGCUCUGCUCCCCACUAUGAGGUGUUUGUGGCACUGAGGGGGCUGAGGAACCUGUCGGAGGAAAAUCGAGACAAGCUGGACCGCUGCCUCCAGGAAGCCUCUCCCUGCUACAAGGACCUGCGCUUCCGCGGCAGUGUGGGCCCUGCCAGAGUCCACCUGGUGGGGCCGGGGGCCUUCAGAGCGCUCCGGGAGGCCCUCGCUGCCUCCCCCGCAGCCCCCUUCCCUCCGGCAAUGCCCCGGGUCCUCAGGCACAGGCACCUGGCCCAGCUCCUGCAGAGGAGGGUGGUGUCCUGAGCGGAGGCUGCCCGCCGGCCCCACCGCCCCACAAACUGCCUCUCUCUUUCCUCUGGAGCCUCUCCGGAUGGGGAGCCCUGGGCCAGGGUCUGUGACUCUGUGUCACCUCUCAGUCGCUCAUCUGAGCUGCUGGGCCUUCGGGAGGUCCAACCUCGGCAGCCAGCUCUGAGGAGGUGACCUCCGGGGUGUAGCAGACCCCGCAGGGCAGGGCCCUGCCUGGAGCCCCGUGGACCCCUUCUGGAGGACCCUGCUAGAGCGUUCCCAUACAUGCUGGUGCUCGCGUGUCUCCCAGCCCAGUGCACUGUGCAGGCUGCGAGUGUUGGGAGUUGGUGUUCCCAGGAGCACCCCUCAGUCAGCAAGGAACAGGAGUUGUGAAUACCAGCCUCAGCUUCAUUGUCCCUCAGAGCCACUAUUUGAAGUGUGUGUGCACCAGCUGCCCACACUGGCAACCCUCUCAUGAACACGGUUCUUAAGGCAUCCUUCCCGUCUCCACUCCCUGAUGUGUUUUCUAGGAUCACCUCCCAAAUAAACCUCUUGCACCCAG
This is a messenger RNA of Myotis davidii, 2029 nucleotides long. RefSeq names its product GH3 domain containing (gene GHDC). Gene Ontology annotation, molecular function: acid-amino acid ligase activity. The transcript has 8 exons. The annotation marks the transcript as partial. Lineage: Eukaryota; Metazoa; Chordata; Mammalia; Chiroptera; Vespertilionidae. Gene Ontology annotation, cellular component: cytoplasm. The record is from RefSeq and is a predicted model, not a curated record.